AUGUCUAGCUCCUUCUUCGAUGAGCUGCUGCUAGAUUUUGGCACAGGCUUUAACAACGCUGGGCAAGACCAGCCAGUGGCCGCUUCUCCAAACCCUAGCGCACUAGAAAGCUCUAAUGCUCAAAGUAAUGAGAAGUUGCGCAACCUAAAAAAAAUCCUGAACUCAAAUGUUGAUGAACAGACGUCGAAAUUAAAAUCCCAGUCUUUUGAGCAACCAAAACCAUAUAUUAGAGGGCCAAUCAUACUCACAGAUGCGCUGGAAGCAACUAGAAGAUCACGAGGGCCCACCGUUCCGGCUGGUAAAUUACCUAGAGUGUGUUUCAAACUGCCGGAAGCUUUUGAUUGGGAUGGGCUUGACGCUGAGAAGAGAGAGAGAGAGAGAGAGAGAGAGAGAGAGGAAGAAGAUGUCGGCUGUCCUAAUUUUUUGUAUGUGCUUGCCCACAGUUGGUGCCGCCAGAGGCAAACCAGAAUCCAAAUGCUCAGACCGAACGCAAGUUCUCUUUCUUUCAAAGACUUGAAGGCUGGAGUAUUGAGCGGAAAUGGAGAUCUAAUGGAAAAAAUUCUGACAUGGUAA
Molecule: messenger RNA, 573 nt
Organism: Prunus armeniaca (apricot)
Lineage: Eukaryota; Viridiplantae; Streptophyta; Magnoliopsida; Rosales; Rosaceae
Source: the annotation of a GenBank genome assembly